Messenger RNA from Protopolystoma xenopodis, 510 nucleotides. Lineage: Eukaryota; Metazoa; Platyhelminthes; Monogenea; Polystomatidea; Polystomatidae. The record is from the annotation of a GenBank genome assembly.
AUGUACGGCAUUCUGCUGGAGGGUCUUCGUAUCUACCUGAUGGAGAAUUGUUCAACAGAAACUCGCGAUGUGAUUGCCGCCAAAUUCAGUGUCUGUCUGUCGGAGCCGUUCGCUCAGGAGGGCAUGCACCCCUGCGACCUGAUCCUGCGCAUGGCCAUGGUGGCGUCCGACUUGACCGGUACCAACAAACAGGACAUUCUGUUCGGCUCGGGCGUCUGUCUGAUGCACAGUCUGUUCAAGUCGAACUACUUCAACAUAAUCCGCGUGCUCGGCCGCGAGCUGGGCUCCUUCCUCAACAGCCUCGACUACCUGCACGAGCAUCUCAUCCUCAAGUUUCCCAAGAUGUCGCCGCCCAGGUUCAAUUGUCUGCGGGUCUGCGAGGCCGGUAUCACCCUCAAAUACAUAACUCGGCGCACUUGGUGCAUCCAUUACGCACGCGGCAUGCUGCAGGCGAUUGUGACCGGCCUCUACAAGAUAAACACGAAAAUUGUGGUCAGUCCUUUCUGCUAG